Grus americana (Whooping crane) is the source of this 1939-nucleotide messenger RNA. Its product is annotated as zinc finger protein 135-like. The coding region runs from base 188 to 1447 and encodes 419 amino acids. Lineage: Eukaryota; Metazoa; Chordata; Aves; Gruiformes; Gruidae. The transcript is spliced from 4 exons. Gene Ontology annotation, biological process: regulation of cytokine production; regulation of immune system process; negative regulation of transcription by RNA polymerase II. The record is from RefSeq and is a predicted model, not a curated record.
CCCGGCCCGUGGAUUCACUUCCUAGGUCAGGGACUCGGGGAGACACGCGUGGGACCCCCGGGAGCCGGCGGGGAGACACGCGUGGGACCCCCGGGAGCCGGCGGGGUUCAUUACAACAGCUUUGGAGAAUUUCAAGUAUCUUUGGGACGUUCCGUUCAAGUCUCCUGAAUGUUCCAGGGUUGUCCCCAUGGAGGAUGCUGCCGUGCCUCUCGUCCCGGUUCCGACAGCCUGCGGUGGGGACACCACGAAGAGGGACAGGGACGCCGAGGUCCCGUCAGAUUUGGAGUCACUCAAGGAGGAGGAGAAACGGCAGCAGGAUGCUCCUGAGCAAGCGGAUGCACCGGUGGAACCCCCAACCUCCAGCCAGCAGCAGUCCCCACGGACCGAAGCCGGGGGAUCCCCGCUCCCGGGGGACAACGGGAGCGACGAGGCACCCAACACCUGCCGGGAAUGCGGGAAGAGCUUCCGUCGCCGCUCGGCCUUGGUGAACCACCAUCGGAUACACACGGGCGAACGACCCUUCAGCUGCCCGGAUUGCGGGCGCCGCUUCAACCGUCGUUACAACCUGAUCACCCACCGACGCAUCCACACCGGCGACAAGCCCUGCAAGUGUCCCGACUGCGGGAAGAGCUACCGCGCCAGUUCCACCCUCAUCCGCCAUCAGAAGACGCACACGGGCGAACGACCUUACCGGUGCGAGGAGUGCGGGAAGAGCUUCAGGCACAGAUCCACGUUGACCAUCCAUCACCGCGUGCACUCGGGGGAGAGGCCCUACAAGUGCCCCGAAUGCCACAAAAGCUUCAAGAUCAGCUCGGAGUUGGUGCGGCACUGGCGGACCCACACCAGCGAGAGACCCUGCAAGUGUUCCCAGUGCCACAAGAGCUUCAAGAGCAGCUCGGAGCUGGUACGGCACUGGAGGACCCACACCGGCGAACGACCCUACGAUUGCUCCCAAUGCGGGCGACGGUUCAGCGACAGCUCCCAACUGGCGCGGCACUGGAGGACCCACACCGGAGAACGACCCUACAGUUGCUCCCAGUGCGGGCGACGGUUCAGCGACAGCUCCCAACUGGUACGGCACUGGCGGACCCACACCGGAGAACGACCCUACGAUUGCUCCCAGUGCGGGAGACGUUUCGGUGACGGCUCCCAGCUGGCGCAGCACCAACGGACGCACGCCGUCAAGCACAAGCAUCCCUACCCAACUUGCGGGAAGAGCUUGUCCAACCAUCCCAGGCUCGCCAAGCACCGACAGAUACACGCCGGUGAGAAGGAUCUGCACUGCCCCGACUGCGGCAGAGGCUUCAACCGUCGCUCCAGCCUCCUGGUUCACCAGCGAUCCCACCUGGAGCAGAAACCCUAUAUUUGCCUGGAUUGCCCCAAAAGCUUCACCUGCAGCUCCCAGCUCAUCCGGCAUCGGCAGAUCCAUAGCGAGGAGAAGCCUUAGGGUUGCGCCGAGAGAUUUUUUUUUUUUUUUUUGUGCAGAGCCGGUCUCGUCUCGCACCGGUUGAAGGUGGGGACCACCCCAACCGGGGACCGUCCCCAUCCUGGUGGCGUCUCAGACCGACCUACACAUCACGGUGGUCUCUGGUGGUAGCACCGAGGGGCAACCAACCCAUCCACACACAUCCCACCAGCUACCAUUUUUCUUUCCCUAUAUGUUUUUAUAUAUAAAGGGUUUGGGGUUUUUUUUGGGGGGGGGGGUGUUAAAAGACACCCCCAUCCUCUGUUUUUUUGCCUUAGAUUGUAGAUGAGGGGAAGGGAGGGUGGGGAGACCCAUGAGCUUCACACAAGAAAAAAGAAAUCAUGGUAAAAUGGGGUUUUUUCUAGAUGUCACAGUUCAAUUUCUUUAAUUUUUCAAACCUCUUUUGGGUCUUUUUAAGGGGCGGGGAUGGAUUGAGAGAAAAAUCACAUCCGAAAUAAAAGUAUUUGCGCGUUG